Saccostrea echinata is the source of this 2134-nucleotide messenger RNA. RefSeq lists its product as uncharacterized. The transcript is spliced from 5 exons. Bases 3 to 1058 code for a protein of 351 amino acids. The record is from RefSeq and is a predicted model, not a curated record. Lineage: Eukaryota; Metazoa; Mollusca; Bivalvia; Ostreida; Ostreidae.
AGAUGGCGAGUAGUGAAGAAGACAGUUUGUCAUCGCAUGGUACUGAUACAGGUUCUUCAUCAUCAUUUCAAUGGAGCAAAUAUGGCAAAAAAUUCCCGGGCAGAGCUUCCCAUUGGAGAUUAGAACAUCUCUUGGAACUGUCCGUUUUCUAUGAUGAAAAGGCCACGGAUCUUGGAAAAUUCAUGUCCGAUCUGAAAACGCUCAAAUCUGUUGCACGCGGGGGCCUAUUGGAAAUGCCAAGAAUCAGUCACACCAUUAUGCAGUACACAAAGGAGUUGUGGAAUUUUUCGUACGAUUUUUACAAGGAAACAGGGGAAGAGAAGUGGGAAGCUAGAGAUCAGAUCGAAAGAGCAACAGAGGCCUUUGACGACAAAGAAAAUGAUAUGGAGGAGCAGGUGAAAUCGUUUGGAGGCAAUUGGAAAAGAUUAUUUUUUGGAUGGAAGAUCAAUCUCUUUGAGUUUUGGAGACACUUUUCCAUGCUUCUUGCAAGACUGGGUCAAGCAACACCAAGAGAGGGAAGAUUUACACAUCUUUUCAUGGCUUUUUCACAAAUAUUUUUCCUUUCGCCAGAGCCAGGGGAGGCUUUUAUUGAGCGCAUAGUCAUCAGGGAUCUUGUUGUCCGUGGUAUACCAGGUGUUCGGUUUAAUACUUUUCAAGACAAGCUUUUAAAGGUGUUCAUCGUCACUGAGGUUAAACUGUAUGAUGCCUUAGAAGGAAACUUUAACUCAGAGACUUUCACAUUUAGAAAUGUUGGGAAGAAAGUUCUAGGUCAGCAUGGAAUUGAACUCCUGAUGGAGAGAAAGGGCUCCUUUUUCUUCCCCUAUGUAGUCGGGAUUCUUUGUAUUGGAACACAAGUAAUUCUUACGUAUCUACGCAUCGAUGAGGAUCAUUUUCAUCAGAUUGAAGAAAAGGGAGAGGUUAAUAAAACAAGCAACGCAACAAUUUCUUACACUAGGCCAUUUGAUUUCAUGGACACGAGUGAUAGGCAGGAAAUCUUGGAAUCUUUUUUCUGGUUAGGAUAUGUCCAAUCAAAUGCCUACCAGUUUAAAUGGAAGUAGAAUUUAUUAAUUGUUCAUUCUUUCCUUGUAACUCAGGUAAUUGUUAUGACCAGUUGAAAAAUCUUUGGGGUUAUUUUAUGCAAUCAAAUAAAUGUGUUCUUUGUUAAACUAAAUAGAUAAAUGUAUGUAUUUAUGUUUUGUUACCAAUAGAUGCACAUUUUCUUUUUAAAAAAUUAUUUAUCAACAAUCACAAUUCACCGUCUUUUGCUUAGACGGGUGUCGCCCGUGUGGCACAGUGGUUAGAGCGUCUGCUCUAGAGUCCUGAAGUAAGGAGUGGAUCCUUAUGUCACGGGUUCGAAUCCCACUGCGGGACGUGGAGACCAGUCCUUCAGAUGAAACUGUAUAAUCCGAGGUCCCGUGUCACAGUAAGUGCUGGCACGAAAAAGAUCCCUCCCUGCUCAAUGGCCCUGAGUGCCAAGUAUAGGACAAAAUUUGCAGCUCUCCACCGGCAAGUGGUGGCGUCUCCAUAUGAGUGAAAAAUUCUCGAGAGGAACGUCAAACAAUAUACAAUCAAUCAAUAAACGGGUGUCUUUGACAUCAAUAAAUUUGAAGUGAAGACAACACCACAUGUACUAAAUUGUAAUCAUCAUGUGAUCAGGAUGAUAACUACUAAGUAACAAUUCCAAAACUGGACCAUUUACGUUUUAUACAAAUGUCAUUGUUAUUAAUUAGUGUACAAAACAAUUCUCCUAUAUCGACACUCUUGAAAAAAGACUAUUCCAAAACUGGAUCACCUUAAUGUCUUUGAAAUAAACUUAACUGAUGUACAAACAAAUGUAUUUUUAUGUUCAUAACAUGCAGUAAUGCAUUUAAGAUUACUUUAUGUGUCUGCAAACGUUACUCUUUUCAUUCUUAUUUCUAAAAUUUAUAAUCUCAUUGGACAACGAAGUAAGGUUUUUCUGUUAUAUUUUGUUCUCUUAAUUAAAAGAAAAUCUUAUGUUGAAUGAUUUCAUCUUCUGCUUUUAAGGAUGUCUUUGUUAUCAAUAAAUCUGAAAUGAAGACAUCUCCACACUACGGAAUUCUAAUCAUCGUGUCACCAGGAUGUUAACAACUAAAAUAAAUAUUUCAAAACUGGA